AUGUUCCGCAACCAAUACGACACGGACGUGACGGUGUGGAGUCCGCAGGGCCACCUGCACCAGAUCGACUAUGCUAUGGAGGCUGUGAAGCAGGGAAGCGCGUGCCUGGGGCUGACGUCCAGCAAGUUCGCGGUGCUGUGCGCCAUCAAACGUCAGAGUCUGGAGCUGGCCGAGCACCAGAAGAAGGUCUUUAAGAUCGACGAGCACAUGGGUAUCGCCAUCUCGGGACUCACAGCAGAUGCGCGUACGCUGGCACGAUUCAUGCGUACAGAGAGCCUCAACCACAAGUUCGUGUACGGCAGCUCCAUCACAGUGGGGCGCUUGGUCUCGGACGUGGCGGACAAGAAGCAGGAGUGCACUCAGUCGUACAUCCGUCGCCCCUACGGUGUGGGUUUGCUGGUGGCUGGCGUUGACAAAAAAGGAGUUCACCUCUACCAGACGUGUCCGUCGGGUAACUACUAUGAGUACAAGGGCAUCGCUAUUGGCGCGCGAUCGCAGUCUGCCCGCACGUAUCUGGAGAAGCACUUCGAGAGCUUCCCCAACUUGGGAAAGGACGAGCUCAUUCACCACGCACUGCAAGGUGUGCGUGGCUGCCUCCAGGGAGACCAGGAGCUUACGGCCAAUAACGUGACCAUCGCCGUUGUGGGCGUGGACCAGCCUUUCAAGAUCAUCGAGGGCGCCGAGCUGCAGCCUUACAUUGAUGCCGUCGAGGUGUCUGACGUGAAGGAGGACGAGGACGGAGACGCUAAGAUGGAAGAAUAA
This is a messenger RNA of Phytophthora infestans T30-4, 762 nucleotides long. Its product is annotated as proteasome subunit alpha, putative. The coding region runs from base 1 to 762 and encodes 253 amino acids. Gene Ontology annotation, biological process: ubiquitin-dependent protein catabolic process. The record is from RefSeq and is a predicted model, not a curated record. The transcript is spliced from 4 exons. Lineage: Eukaryota; Oomycota; Peronosporomycetes; Peronosporales; Peronosporaceae. Gene Ontology annotation, cellular component: proteasome core complex, alpha-subunit complex; proteasome core complex.